AUGUCGUCAGAAUCUCAACAGUUUCAAACAGGUUGGAAACCCCCCGUGACGGAUCAGGAAUUUCCCGGCAAGGAGCACAAGUUACCUGUUAAAGCACAAUACGAAGACUUGCCCGAUGGUCAGGGUGGUUUCACAAAGUACAAGGCCGCCGGGAAGUUAAAGGGCAAGAAGGCUAUCAUCACUGGAGGAGAUUCUGGGAUCGGUCGAGCAACUGCUCUUCUCUUUGCUCUUGAGGGCGCAGAUUCAUUCAUUGCCUAUCUACCUGACGAGCAGAAGGAUGCCGACGAAACAAAGAAGCUGGUAGAGGAGCGAGGCCAGAAGUGCCACCUCUUCCCGACUGAUCUCACGGAAAGAAAGAACUGCGAAAAAGUUGUCUCUGAGGCAGUCGAGGCCAUGGGGGGCAUUGAUAUCCUGUUCAACAACCAUGCGUACCAGAUGAUGGUGAACGACAUUUCGGAACUGUCGGAGGAUCAAUGGGUUCACACAUUCAACACCAACAUCCACCCUUUCUUCUAUCUGUCGAAGUACUCGCUACCGCACAUGAAAUCAGGGGCUUCCAUCAUCAAUAAUGCAAGCAUCAACGCGUACAUUGGCCGUCCUGACCUCCUUGACUACACAUCUACCAAGGGUGCUAUCAUCUCCUUCACUCGUGGACUCAGUAAUCAAUUCGUCAGCAAGGGAAUCCGUGUCAACGCUAUUGCCCCAGGCCCUGUCUGGACGCCGUUGAUCCCCGCAACGAUGAACCAAGAGGCACAGGAGCAGUUCACUGCUCCGAUGGGACGACCUUCUCAACCUAGCGAGAUAGCCAGCACUGUUGUAUUUCUAGCGGCGCCAGACAGUUCAUCAAUUAGCGGCCAGACAAUUCACUGCAACGGCGGCACCAUCGUUAAUGGCUAA
Messenger RNA from Neoarthrinium moseri, 897 nucleotides. RefSeq lists its product as uncharacterized. Lineage: Eukaryota; Fungi; Ascomycota; Sordariomycetes; Amphisphaeriales; Apiosporaceae. The record is from RefSeq and is a predicted model, not a curated record. The transcript has 3 exons. Bases 1 to 897 code for a protein of 298 amino acids. Gene Ontology annotation, molecular function: oxidoreductase activity.